Messenger RNA from Cyphomyrmex costatus, 2241 nucleotides. It is a transcript of the gene Epp, whose product is annotated as Ecdysteroid phosphate phosphatase. Bases 1 to 1839 code for a protein of 612 amino acids. Gene Ontology annotation, molecular function: protein binding. Lineage: Eukaryota; Metazoa; Arthropoda; Insecta; Hymenoptera; Formicidae. The transcript has 4 exons. The record is from RefSeq and is a predicted model, not a curated record.
AUGGCGACGCUGCCGCCGCGGAAAAAUCCGACUCCCACAAAAAUUUCGAAGCAGCACUUGACGCCGUUGCAAACGCUUCUGCAGCUGGGCUUCCCGAAACAUCGGGCGGAAAAGGCGUUGGCUGCAACGGGACACCGUGGCGUACAGUUAGCAUCGGAUUGGUUGUUGGCUCAUGUGAGAGAUCCGACUCUGGACUCUGACACUCAAAGGCAAUAUGUUUUAUAUGCUUGCCCUACUGGGCCGUUAGCUGAACAAUUAGAGCUGUUUUGGUCGGAGAGUAAAGACCUGGGAUGGAACGGUGCUCAUAACUUUAUACCACAUAUUACUCUUGUCUCCUUCUUUGACGCCCCUGAUGAGUUUACAAAAGAAUUAGUACAUACUCUUGAGAAUGUGGUUCAUCAGGAUGGAUUGCACGAACAUAUCGAGCUAGAAACAUAUGUGUCACCUAACUUUAUGGGCCUCUUUGUUAAGGAUGUGAAUGCAGAGUGGUUGAAGAACAUCGCUCUUCGCUAUGUUAAUAAAAUUGCCGCUUUAGGUAUCACUGCCGAACCACAAGUGAAGUCUCUGCAUCUUACGCUGGCUUAUCAGUUUCCCAGCAGCUUGUUUCAACCUCUCCGCUUGAUGGUCGAGAAACUAGGACCAAAUACAUUGGCCAACUGGGAGCUCAGAUUAUAUUCAAGAGAUUCGAGAUUACAGAAUUCGCACGUGCACAAAGUGACACACGCCCACGUUCCACGAGAGCACGACGAAUUAGAGUUAAGAGUAGGCGAUUACAUUUACGUUCCAGAAGGAGCGUGUAACGCGUCCACCGACGGUUGGGUGGAGGGCGUCUCUUGGUUGACCGGUAUAUCGGGUCAUUUGCCGUUGAAUCAUACCAAGAGGACUGCGGAAUCGGACUCGUGGACGUUGCAUGCCACCGUGCCGAUUACCGACAAUAAAUACGAAAGCGCAGAGGAGGAGGAGAUACCGAAAGUUAGAAGACCACCAGUUUUGUCUCCAAGCGAUUCCAUCGAUACUCCUGAUGGGAUUCCCAUUGCAGAGGAGCCGAUGGCAGCGUCGGAAGCGCCGGAAACACCGUUUAGAGAGAUCUUCAUAUGUCGACACGGCGAGAGAGUAGAUUUUACCUUCGGCGCAUGGAUCCCGUAUUGCUUUGAGUCGAAUGGUUGUUAUGUACGUCGUGACUUGAACAUGCCCAAAGAAGUACCAUCUAGAAAUAUCCAGGAUUUCCAAAACGAUAGCCCGCUGACAACUGUAGGUGAGAUGCAGGCAACUUUGGUAGGCGAAGCCAUGAAAUCGUCCAGUAUUAAGAUAGAUGUAGCCUUCACGUCGCCCUCGUUACGUUGCGUUCAAACGCUCGCCCAUAUAUUAAAAGGAUUAGAGUCCGAUAUUCCAGUCAAAGUAGAGCCAGGCUUGAUAGAAUGGUUGGCAUGGUAUCCAAACGGUAUACCCGUUUGGAUGACCUCCGAGGAGUUGGUAAAAGCGGGUUUUAAUGUGGACACCGAUUACGAUCCGAUCGUGAAGGCUAAAGAGCUUCCACUAAAAGAGAACGCCGCGCAGUAUUAUGAACGCAGUUAUGAUCUGAUCAAGAAGAUUAUAGAGAGCACCGUUGGUAAUAUUUUGAUAGUAGCGCAUGCGGCCUCCCUGGCUGCUUGUACCAGACAGUUGACCGGUGGUAGAAUACCCCCGGCAGCUGAAGUCACUAGAUUAGUUCAAAGAGUACCUUAUUUGGCAUGUUUGACGGCACGUCAAGAUAUUAACGGCUGGCAGCUUCAUCCUCCUCCCUUCCCACCAAUCACUCAUACCAGUAAUAGCAGAUUCGAUUGGAAGGUUUUAAUGUAAUAAUAUUGCACGAGCUUUUGUUGAGGAAGACACUUUACAAAGCCUAUAUAAAUAUAAGACUGUUACGAUACAAUGAAUUUUUAUGCAGGGCUUUAUCUAAUGUCGAUAACACUAAAAUAUUCAACGAAUUAAGAAAAAAACUUUUUCCAGAAGGAUAUCUCAUUGGUGUAUAAUAAUAUUGAUAAAUAUGAUAAAAGCUAGUCGAUCGCGCACGCAGUUGAACAUUUUACUUCCUCGAAUUAUGAUUAAUACGGGUAUUGAGGUAUAGUUUACUCUUUAAUUAUGGAUAUAUAGAACAAAUACUAGCCAAUAUGUUAUUGGUAUCGUGUUAUACCAAUCCGCUAAAUAUAUAAGCGACAUACUAGUCUUGAUUGGACGCAUUUUCUUGCCGUGUCUUGGAUG